Messenger RNA from Lycium barbarum (goji berry), 873 nucleotides. RefSeq lists its product as uncharacterized. The record is from RefSeq and is a predicted model, not a curated record. Lineage: Eukaryota; Viridiplantae; Streptophyta; Magnoliopsida; Solanales; Solanaceae. The transcript has 2 exons. The coding region runs from base 1 to 873 and encodes 290 amino acids.
AUGCGGGAGAAAAGGACUCGGGAUUUCCCAGAGGAGGAUUUGAUUAAUUUCUCUGAUGAGGAUGCAGUGGCCAUUACUUUACCUCACAAUGACACCUUGGUUAUCACUGUAUUUAUUGGUUGUUGUCGGGUAAAGCAUGUGAUGGUUGAUCCGGGGAGCUCAGCCAAUAUUCUUCACUGGAAAGCAGUAGAGGAGAUGGGCCUACUGGAGAAAAUCAUACCAGCAGCAAGGACCCUUGUCAGCUUCAAUAUGUCUAGUGAAACUACCAAAGGCGAGAUCGACUUACCAGUGGAAGCCGGAGGGGUCAUCAAAGUAACAAAGUUAUAUGUAAUCGAUGGCAAUAUGCAAUUUAAUGCAAUCUUUGGGAGGCCUUGGCUCCAUGACAUGAAGGAUCUAGAACUCACAUUAGUUGUAGUCCAACAGAUUCCGUCAGAAAACAAGAACAAUGUGGGACCGAAAGAAGUUGAAGAAGGGUACGGAGUCCCAAGAUACUUUCAUCCUCCCGACGACUCAGAUGUCACUAAGUCUACGGUUGAGGAGCUCAAACAGGUUGCCUUACAUCUAGAUCAACCUGAACGAAAGGUAUAUCUAAGCACGGGGCUGACCCCAGAGCUCAGAGAGGUAAUACUUAAUUAUUUGAGACACAACAUUGAUUGUUUUGUCUGGUCACAUAAGGAUAUAACAGGUAUACCCUCGGACAUGGCAAUACACAAGCUAGGGUUGGACUUCGGUUUUCCACCAGUGCGCCAAAAGAGGUGGCCCAUUGCUGAAGUCCAAAACAGGUUUGUCAAAGAAGAGGUAUCCGAAUUGGUUGGCAAAUGUAGUCGUAGUACCAAAGAAGGGCAAAAAAUUUGGAAUGCUUAUAGAUUUUAA